AUGCCUUCUUCUCUAGUCUCGGGGGUUAUCUGUGCCCUGAGUCUCACAUCUGCUGUCGCUGCAGUCAAAUUCGGUGACCCGGUCAUCAGCUCUGCUUCAGAGAAACAGUUCUCGCAAGAGUUCCCCGAAAAUUACAACAUCUUGAAAUUCCACGGUGGCAAUGGCCCUUACUCAGAGAGGCGCUCUUAUGGUAUCUCUCGUGAUCCGCCAGAGAGCUGUGCAGUCGAUCAAGUGAUCAUGAUCAAGCGUCACGGUGAACGGUAUCCUUCGCCGUCGAUGGGUGUCGAUAUUGAAGCUUCUCUCGCCAAGAUCUACGGUGCUGGAGUCAUGGAAUGGAAAGCUGAUUUGGCCUUCCUGGAUGAUUGGGAGUACUUUGUCCCCAACAAGUGCUGGUACAAUGCCGAGACCUACAGCGGUCCAUACGCAGGGUUGUCAGACGCAUACCAGCAUGGCACGGAGUAUAGGGAUCGCUAUGGUGACCUUUGGAGUGGCGAGUCGGUUGUUCCCAUGUUCAGCAGUGGUUACAGUCGUGUAAUUAACACCGCUCGCAAGUUUGGUGAGGGCUUUUUUGGAUACAACUACUCGACUAAUGCUGCUCUCAACAUUAUCUCCGAGUCUGCAGCUAUGGGUGCAAACAGUUUGACCCCUAAUUGUGACACCGAUAAUGAUACUGCUAUUUGUGGCAAGAUACCGUCCACUAUGCCCCAGUUCAAGGUUGCCGCCGCACGUCUGAAUUCCCAGAACUCUGGGCUCAAUCUCACGGAGUCCGACAUCUAUAAUUUGAUGUCUAUGGCUUCCUUCGAGCUCAAUGCUCGUGCAUUUUCCCAGUGGGUCAAUGUCUUCACCCAGGAUGAAUGGGUCACUUUUGGCUACUUGAAUGACCUUUACUACUACUACUGCGCCGGACCUGGUGACAAGAACAUGGCAGCUGUCGGGGCUGUGUACGUCAACGCAAGUCUCAGUCUCCUCAACGAGGGCCCUGAGAAAGCGGGUCCUAUGUUCUUCAACUUCGCCCACGACACUGAUAUCACUCCCAUCGUCGCGGCUCUGGGAAUUCUCCUUCCUGAUGAGGACCUGCCUCUGGAUCGCAUUCCUUUUGGAAAUCCAUUCGUCGCCACUGACAUCGUCCCCAUGGGUGGUCACCUCACAAUUGAGCGUCUCAGCUGCAAUGCCACUGCUAUGUCUAAAAAGGGUACCUAUGUGCGUCUGGUACUCAACGAGGCUGUGGUGCCAUUCAACAACUGCCAAUAUGGUCCGGGAUACUCUUGUCCUCUGGCUGACUAUACCUCCAUUCUGAAGAAGAGCCUGCCUAGCUACCUGACUUCAUGCAAGGUUCCCAAGUCCUACCCACAGUUCCUUGACUUCUGGUGGAAUUACAAUACCACUACCCGGCUUAACUACCAGCGUGGACCGAUUAGCUGCCAGGAGGCUGAAACCUUGCACUAA
Penicillium longicatenatum is the source of this 1446-nucleotide messenger RNA. RefSeq names its product histidine phosphatase family protein. The coding region runs from base 1 to 1446 and encodes 481 amino acids. The record is from RefSeq and is a predicted model, not a curated record. Gene Ontology annotation, cellular component: fungal-type cell wall. The transcript has 4 exons. Lineage: Eukaryota; Fungi; Ascomycota; Eurotiomycetes; Eurotiales; Aspergillaceae. Gene Ontology annotation, molecular function: acid phosphatase activity.